UAUGACAUCUUAUUACUAAAAAAUCCGGCUAGACAAAAAUAGAAAAACUGUAAAUUUAACGCCUACAAAUACUGGAAAAUUUCAGCACGAACGAUUUUCUAAAUUUAAUUCGGUCAAUGCUGACUUUUCGUUGCACUAUUUUAUAGGAUGUAUAUAUAUAUAAAAUACGGCUAUUUUCUUAAUCACUACGCGAAGCGGUUAGGUUUGCCAUAUAAGGGAAAAAACGAACGUAUCCUUGAAUAACCCGACUUGUACGAAGUUAGCGGCGAAAAUGUGACAUACGUCAAAACUGACAAAUGGCAAAGUUUCUGCGACAUCUAUGAAAAAGUUGAUGAAGUUAUAAAUAAAUAUGUUAAUUUGUUAAAAAGGCUUUUUAUGGUAAAUAAAAACUAAUUCGUCGGUAAAAUUCACAUGUAUUUCAAACUUAAGCAACAACGUAUUUCGAACUAAAACAAAGAAUUCUUUAAAAUAUGUGACGCUUCCGAUACUACACUAACCUACAAAAUUUAUUAAAACGUACACUAGUGUUUAUUGUGUACAAAAUGGGCCCAAAAACUUCUAGUGGACAAAAAAUCGAAAAAAUAAAACAGGAUAUAGAAGUGGAAGAUUUUCAAAACAUAUGUAGGACUUGUAUGUCCAGAAAAGACCUUCAUUGCAUUCCGGAUGUAGUAAAUAUAGACGGUGUUAAAUUAAUAGAAUUACUUCAACAAUACAUAGAAGUAGAUUCCAUAAACAAUCAAAAUAUGCCACAGAACAUUUGUAACAAGUGCACAAUCGAAAUAUUUAAAUCGUAUGUGUUUAAAGAACAAUGUCGGCAUUACGAUAGGUUGUUUGAAGACAGGCUUAUUGCAAAGGACGUUUUAAUUUAUAAGGAAAAUGAAUUUAAUAAUGAUAACAUGUUUGAGAUUGUUAUGGAUGACGAUGAUGAUGAUGAUUCAGACCAACCACCAGAUUUUUAUUAUGAUGAGGAGAAGAGUGAUGAAGAAGACGAUGAUCUUAAAACAAAAGAGGAGCUAGAACCCAAGCAACUAGAUACUUUUGAACACUUGGAAGAGAAACCGUUUAUUUGCAAUCAAUGCAAUAAAACCUUUACGACUCGAACUUGUCUGAAAAGGCACGAAAAAACCCACACAGGAGAGAGACCAUUUGUGUGUAUGUGGUGCGGGAAAAAGUUCACACAAAAGCACCAUGUAAAAACUCACAUGAGAGUCCAUGUGGGUGAAAAACUGUUUCAUGAGUACGAAGAUAACUACAUAAUUAAAGAUGAGAUUGUAAAGAAUGAGUAUGAAGAUAACUGCAUAAUUAAAAAUGAAGAUGAUGUAAAAAAGGGCAUGAAAAAAAUCAAAGGGGAGUCAAAACCCCACAAAACCAAAUGUGCAUUUUGUGACAAAAAGUUUGAUAAAUACACCAUGAAACUGCACCUUCGUGUGCACACUAAUGAAAAACCUUAUGUUUGUGAAGUUUGUGGGGAUUCAUUUAAAAUGCCCAGGAAUUUAAGGCUGCAUAGGUAUAGGCACACUGGGGAACGACCGUAUGCCUGUCAGGUAUGUGGAAGAAGAUUCAGUAGGCCAACCACGCUGAAAAAACACGUAUCCAACAUACAUUUCAAGGAUAAACCUGAGAAAGUUUACACCUGCGAGGUAUGCAACCAGCAAUUCAAAAGGUUCGUUUUAUGCCAAAUGCACGAAAAAGAGCACAAAGACGAGAAACCGUUUAAAUGCGAGGUUUGCGGUAAAGGUUUCGGCACUACAGCCUUGAAAAAGGCGCACGCUGAGCUUCACGAAACCAAAAAGUUUCUGUGCAACAUAUGCGGGAAGGGUUUUGCCAGGAAAGGGGCUCUGACCAUCCACACGAGAACGCAUACCAACGAAAAGCCUUUUAAAUGCGACCUCUGCGAUAAAGCGUUCAACAAUCGCAAUUGCUUGCGAAUUCACACUAGAAGACACACGGGGCAGAGGCCGUACGGUUGCGGUCAGUGCGAUAAGAAGUUUGUGCUGAGGCAGCACCUUAAAAAGCACAUGAGGACUCACACGGGGGAGAAACCGUUCGAAUGCAACGUGUGCGGUAAGAGGUUCGGUUAUAAGCGGGGUUUGGUGUACCACGGUAGGACUCACACGGGAGAAACGCCUUUCAUGUGCGACUAUUGCGACAGAGGGUUUUACGACGGGUCUGUUCUUAAAAGGCAUGUGAGGAAAGCGCAUCCUGAGAAGGUUGUUAAACAAAAAAAUGAUUUCAAAAUAGAGUAUGAAUUUGAUACGGAUGAUACCUUUGAAAAUGUAGAUUAAAAAUGUUGAUAAAUAAUAUUAAGUAUUUUAAAUAAUUGUAUAUUGUAUAUAAAAUUAUUAUAAAAGA
Messenger RNA from Brassicogethes aeneus, 2352 nucleotides. NCBI's taxonomy places the organism in Eukaryota, Metazoa, Arthropoda, Insecta, Coleoptera, Nitidulidae. The record is from the annotation of a GenBank genome assembly.